AUGUCACCGGAUCUUGCAUUGGAAAUACGUCUUCGAACGAUAGAAGCCAUCAUUUACGGUGUUCCCUCACAUUCCUCUUUAUCUUUCACAUCCACUUCCAACAUCGACUCUGAUCCUGGUAUCUCUCACUUAUCACCCACUGAACCUCAUAAAGAAGGAGAAAUAAGACUUACAGGAGAUCCGAAGUAUACUAGACAAGUAGAAAAAUCAUCUAUAAGUUUAACGAGAAGAAUCAAAGAUGUGAUGGAUGUUUUGGAACGUACUGGUGGACAUGAUGAUGGGAUUAAGAGGUUAUUAGAUGGAUACGAUCAAUAUCUUCCACUUCUACAACCAGGUUCAGAAGCUAUAAACUCAGAUUCGGAAUCAUUACCUGAUCAUACCAAGUUGAUCAUUGUUUUAGAAGCUUCUGAAGAUAUAAAAGAAUCAGAAAGAGGGUUGAGAGAAAUUGAUUUGUUAAUUUCGAAAGGUGUUGAUGGGUCUGGGGAAUUACAAAAAAUACUUCCACUCAAACCGGAAAUUGUAAACGCUCAAAAAUCUUCCAUUUCCCGAAUGGAAGAAUUACGAAAAGUAAGAGAAGAAGUGAAUAAUUUAUUGAGACGGUAUAGUACUUAUACAAAUACUGUUUCGGAAAUGUUCAUCGAGCUUCAUAAUAGGACACAAACUCUUGAAGAUGCCGUAACGAGGUUGGAGAGGAAGAAAAAGGAAGAAUUGGAAUCGAGAUAUUGA
Tremella mesenterica DSM 1558 is the source of this 726-nucleotide messenger RNA. RefSeq lists its product as uncharacterized. Gene Ontology annotation, biological process: cytoskeleton-dependent cytokinesis. NCBI's taxonomy places the organism in Eukaryota, Fungi, Basidiomycota, Tremellomycetes, Tremellales, Tremellaceae. Bases 1 to 726 code for a protein of 241 amino acids. Gene Ontology annotation, cellular component: dynactin complex. The record is from RefSeq and is a predicted model, not a curated record. The transcript has 4 exons.